AGUAAGAAUGUAUUGCUAAUUGUGAAAAUGGCUAGUAUUUGUUAGAUGGAGAAUGCGUUUAUGAAUGUAGCCUUUAAUCAUAGAGCCUCUCCUUAGAUAAAUCUUCUAAUACAUGCAUUUAGCUAUAGAACUGUCCUUUGCUAUCUUAUAUUCCUUCAACUUAGGCAGUAGGUUAAAUUCAAUAUUUCACAACAUUUAUUGAUGAAACUUAAAGUGUGUUGCUUUAGAUAGAUGAAUACGGAAAAAUACAAAAUUGUGUUCAGUUAGUAGAUCAAUUAGCUCAAAGAUACUUGCUUUCUUGUGUAAAUUCAUCAAGCUAAGUUUUUACUUUUGAUAUCUUUUCUGGAGUGA
Molecule: messenger RNA, 351 nt
Organism: Tetrahymena thermophila SB210
Lineage: Eukaryota; Ciliophora; Oligohymenophorea; Hymenostomatida; Tetrahymenidae
Exons: 3
Source: RefSeq, a predicted model, not a curated record